AUGUGCUCGCAGUAUGAGUGGGAGAUGAGGCAACGCUGGCAGAAGGACAGCCUGCGGACAAGGAGGGAGAAGGGGCUCACCAGAAGGACCCAGUGUGCCAGCACCAGGCUCCCCAUUGUCACUAUGGCUGGAACAGACAGGAUGCUGGAGUGCCGGAAGGGCCCUGGGGAGCCGAACCUCCAUGGGCCCAUGUACUAUUUCCUCUGCAUGCUGGCCGUCAUCGACCUGGUCCUGUCCACGUCCAUCCUGCCCAAAAUGCUGAGCAUCUUCUGGUUCAAUACCAGGGAGAUAGAUUUUGGUGCCUGCCUCUUCCAGAUGUACUUUGCUCACUGCUUUUUAGUUAUGGAGUCUGGGAUCUUUGUGGCCAUGGCUUUGGAUCGCUAUGUGGCCAUCUGCAAACCCCUGAGACAUUCCGCCAUCCUGACAAACCCAGUUGUGGCCAAGAUCGGCCUGGCUGUGAUGCUGCGCGGCUGCAUGGUCAUACUGCCCCUCGUCCUCCUGGCGAGGCAGUGGCCAUAUUGCAGAACCAACAUCAUCCCCCAUGCGUACUGCGAGCACAUAGCCGUGGUGAAGCUGGCCUGUGCCGACAUACGCAUCAGUAGUUACUAUGGACUCUUUGUGCUAUUCUGUGUGAUGGGUCUGGAUGUGAUUUUUAUUGUCGUGUCCUAUAUCCAGAUCCUCCGGGCCAUCUUCAACCUCUCCACAAAGGACGCCCGGCUCAAGACUUUUGGGACCUGCAGCUCCCACCUCUGUGUCAUUUUAGCCUUUUACAUCCCAGCUCUCUUCUCCUCCCUCAUGUACCGGUUUGGCCACACGGUGCCCCUGCCUUUCCAUAUUCUCAUUGCCAAUGUGUACCUCCUGCUGCCCCCCAUGCUAAACCCCAUAAUUUAUGGGGUGAGGACCAAACAGAUCCGGGACAGGCUGCUCGAGCUCUUUACUUAUAAAUGGAGCUAA
This is a messenger RNA of Chrysemys picta bellii (western painted turtle), 954 nucleotides long. Lineage: Eukaryota; Metazoa; Chordata; Testudines; Emydidae. The record is from RefSeq and is a predicted model, not a curated record.